ACAGAAGAUGUUUCAACAGGUUUCUCUCUGGAGAAGUUUCGCUCUGGGGAUCACCCUCGGCUCUCUCUUUGCGAUCUGCUUGGGCCAGUAUGACGACGACUGGCAAUAUGAGGAUUGCAAACUAGCUAGGGGAGGACCUCCAGCGACCAUAGUUGCUAUUGAUGAAGAGAGCCGGAAUGGUACAAUUCUGGUGGACAACAUGUUGAUCAAAGGGACCGCCGGAGGACCAGAUCCCACCAUCGAGCUCUCUUUAAAGGACAAUGUGGAUUACUGGGUGUUGUUGGAUCCUGUUAAACAAAUGCUCUUCCUGAACAGCACGGGCAGAGUUCUGGAUAGAGAUCCACCAAUGAACAUACACUCCAUCGUGGUGCAAGUCCAGUGCAUCAAUAAAAAAGUGGGCACUGUCAUCUACCAUGAAGUGCGAAUCGUGGUGAGAGACAGGAAUGACAACUCACCCACAUUCAAGCAUGAAAGCUACUAUGCCACAGUGAAUGAGCUCACUCCAGUUGGCACCACAAUAUUUACAGGAUUUUCAGGGGACAAUGGAGCUACAGAUAUUGAUGAUGGCCCAAACGGACAGAUAGAAUAUGUCAUUCAGUAUAAUCCGGAAGACCCGACCUCCAAUGACACCUUUGAAAUCCCCCUCAUGUUAACUGGGAACGUAGUGCUAAGGAAGAGACUCAACUAUGAAGAUAAGACCCGCUACUUUGUCAUCAUCCAAGCUAAUGACCGCGCACAAAAUCUGAAUGAACGGCGGACCACCACCACCACCCUCACCGUGGAUGUUCUAGACGGAGAUGACUUGGGUCCAAUGUUUCUUCCAUGUGUCCUUGUGCCAAACACUCGUGACUGUCGCCCACUCACCUAUCAAGCUGCCAUCCCUGAGUUGAGAACUCCGGAAGAACUGAACCCCAUUAUUGUUACCCCACCGAUCCAAGCCAUUGAUCAGGACCGGAACAUUCAGCCACCAUCAGAUAGACCAGGGAUUCUCUAUUCCAUUCUUGUUGGGACUCCUGAGGAUUACCCACGAUUUUUCCAUAUGCACCCUAGGACUGCAGAACUUAGUCUCCUGGAGCCAGUAAACAGAGACUUUCACCAGAAAUUUGAUUUGGUUAUUAAGGCUGAACAAGACAAUGGUCAUCCUCUUCCUGCUUUUGCCAGUCUACACAUCGAAAUACUGGAUGAAAAUAAUCAGAGCCCCUAUUUCACCAUGCCCAGUUAUCAGGGUUAUAUACUGGAAUCUGCCCCAGUAGGAGCAACCAUUUCUGACAGUCUAAAUUUGACCACUCCUCUAAGAAUUGUAGCUCUGGACAAAGACAUAGAAGAUACAAAAGACCCAGAGCUGCAUCUUUUUCUGAAUGACUACACCUCAGUAUUCACCGUCACGCAGACUGGUAUCACUCGCUUCCUCACCUUACUUCAACCUGUGGACAGGGAGGAACAGCAAACCUACACUUUUUCGAUAACAGCAUUUGAUGGUGUGCAAGAAAGUGAGCCAGUUAUUGUCAAUAUUCGAGUGAUGGAUGCCAACGACAACACUCCAACCUUCCCUGAAAUAUCCUAUGAUGUCUACGUUUACACAGACAUGAGCCCUGGGGAUAGUGUCAUACAGCUCACUGCCGUGGACGCAGACGAAGGGUCAAAUGGGGAGAUCACCUAUGAAAUCCUGGCUGGGGCUCAGGGGGACUUCAUCAUCAAUAAAACAACAGGGCUUAUCAGCAUCGCGCCAGGGGUGGAAUUGAUAGUCGGGCGGACGUAUGCGCUCACGGUCCAGGCAGCGGAUAACGCUCCUCCUGCGGAGAGAAGGCACUCCAUCUGCACCGUCUACAUUGAAGUACUUCCUCCAAAUAAUCAAAGCCCUCCUCGUUUCCCACAGCUGAUGUAUAGCCUUGAAAUCAGUGAAGCCAUGAGGAUUGGUGCUGUUUUAUUAAAUCUGCAGGCAACUGAUCGAGAGGGAGACCCAAUAACAUAUGCCAUUGAGAAUGGAGAUCCUCAGCGAGUUUUUAAUCUUUCAGAAACUACUGGGAUUCUCACCUUAGGGAAAGCACUGGACAGAGAAAGCACGGAUCGCUACAUUUUGAUCAUCACAGCUUCAGAUGGCCGGCCAGAUGGGACCUCAACUGCCACAGUAAACAUAGUAGUGACAGAUGUCAAUUUCAAUGCUCCAGUGUUUGAUCCCUAUCUGCCUAGAAAUUUAUCUGUGGUGGAAGAAGAAGCCAAUGCCUUUGUGGGUCAAGUAAGGGCAACGGACCCUGAUGCUGGAAUAAAUGGCCAAGUACACUACAGUUUGGGAAACUUCAAUAAUCUUUUUCGCAUCACAUCCAACGGAAGCAUUUAUACAGCUGUGAAGCUUAACAGAGAAGUCCGGGACUACUAUGAACUUGUUGUUGUGGCAACCGAUGGAGCAGUACACCCUCGUCAUUCAACUCUAACACUGGCCGUCAAGGUUUUGGAUAUUGAUGACAAUAGUCCUGUCUUCACCAAUUCUACAUACACUGUUGUUGUUGAAGAGAAUCUGCCUGCUGGGACCACCUUUCUUCAAAUUGAGGCCAAAGAUGUGGACCUUGGAGCCAAUGUAUCAUACCGGAUAAGGAGUCCAGAAGUGAAGCACUUCUUCGCACUACAUCCAUUUACAGGAGAACUCUCUCUUCUAAGGAGUUUGGAUUAUGAGGCAUUUCCAGACCAGGAAGCAAGUAUCACUUUUCUGGUGGAGGCCUUUGAUAUUUAUGGAACUAUGCCACCUGGUAUUGCUACUGUCACAGUGAUAGUAAAGGACAUGAAUGAUUAUCCUCCUGUGUUUAGUAAACGAAUCUACAAAGGAAUGGUAGCUCCAGAUGCAGUCAAGGGAACACCUAUCACUACCGUUUACGCAGAAGAUGCAGACCCUCCUGGAUUACCUGCAAGUCGUGUGAGGUAUAGAGUAGAUGAUGUCCAGUUUCCGUACCCGGCCAGUAUUUUUGAUGUGGAAGAAGAUUCUGGAAGAGUAAUAACUCGAGUCAAUCUUAAUGAAGAACCUACAACAAUUUUUAAGUUGGUGGUUGUUGCCUUUGAUGAGGGGGAGCCUGUGAUGUCCAGUAGUGCCACGGUGAAAAUCCUUGUCUUACAUCCUGGAGAGAUCCCACACUUCACACAAGAGGAAUAUAGGCCUCCUCCAGUAAGCGAACUUGCAAGCAGAGGAACCCUGGUUGGAGUCAUUUCUGCUGCAGCCAUCAAUCAGAGUAUUGUGUAUUCCAUUGUUUCGGGAAAUGAAGAAGAUACGUUUGGGAUUAAUAACGUCACUGGAGCGAUCUUUGUGAACGCACCUCUAGAUUAUGAGACGAGGACAAGCUAUGUACUUCGAGUCCAGGCAGAUUCCCUGGAAGUGGUCCUGGCCAAUCUCCGAGUCCCUUCAAAAAGCAAUACAGCUAAAGUGUACAUUGAGAUUCAGGAUGAAAAUGAUCACCCUCCAGUGUUUCAGAAAAAAUUCUAUAUUGGAGGGGUAUCUGAAGAUGCAAGAAUGUUUGCUUCUGUGCUCAGAGUGAAGGCUACUGAUAAAGAUACUGGUAAUUAUAGUGCCAUGGCAUACAGACUCAUAAUCCCGCCCAUUAAAGAGGGAAAGGAAGGCUUUGUGGUGGAAACAUACACAGGGCUUAUCAAAACUGCUAUGCUCUUCCAUAAUAUGAGGAGAUCCUACUUCAAGUUUCAAGUUAUCGCAACUGAUGACUAUGGGAAAGGACUGAGCGGCAAAGCAGAUGUACUUGUCUCUGUGGUCAAUCAACUGGAUAUGCAAGUCAUUGUCUCUAAUGUGCCCCCUACUCUAGUGGAAAAGAAGAUAGAAGACCUGACAGAGAUUUUGGAUCGCUAUGUUCAGGACCAAAUUCCUGGUGCCAAGGUUGUAGUGGAGUCCAUUGGUGCUCGUCGGCACGGAGAUGCCUUUUCUCUGGAAGAUUACACCAAAUGUGACUUGACCGUCUAUGCAAUCGACCCCCAAACCAACAGAGCCAUUGAUAGAAAUGAACUUUUCAAAUUUUUGGAUGGCAAACUGCUCGAUAUCAAUAAAGACUUUCAGCCGCAUUAUGGGGAAGGAGGACGCAUUCUAGAGAUCCGAACUCCAGAGGCUGUGACCAGCAUUAAGAAGCGAGGAGAAAGUCUUGGAUACACAGAAGGAGCGUUACUUGCUCUGGCCUUCAUCAUCAUCCUCUGCUGUAUCCCUGCCAUCCUGGUGGUUCUGGUCAGCUACAGACAGUUUAAAGUACGCCAAGCUGAGUGCACCAAGACAGCACGAAUUCAAUCGGCCUUACCAGCAGCUAAACCAGCAGUGCCCGCUCCUGCGCCGGUGGCAGGGCCCCCACCACCGCCACCACCACCUCCGGGUGCGCAUCUCUAUGAAGAGCUUGGAGACAGCACGAUGCAUAAUCUUUUCCUUCUCUACCAUUUUCAACAAAGCAGGGGAAAUAACUCAGUCUCAGAAGACAGGAGACAUCAACAAGUUGUGAUGCCCUUUCCUUCCAAAACUAUCGAGGCUCCCAAGCCAGAUCCGAUAGAUGGAUUACUUAAGAACAGCCAGCCGAAAUCUCCAAGAAAAUUCACAUUUCUAUCUGAUGAGGAUGCCCUGAGUAGUCAUAACCCUUUUUAUAAUGAAAACAUAGGUCAAAGAUCAACAAAUUCAGACUUGUCACUGAGAACAGAUUUUGUAGAUCCAUUUUCAUCCCGAACAAGAGCUAAGAACAAGUCCCUGAGGGGCUCAAAGGAAAAGAUUCAGAGGAUGUGGAACCAGUCACUCAGUUUACCUAGGAGACUGAUGAGGAAAGUUCCAAACAGACCAGACGCCAUAGAUCUGGAGCAAUGGCAAAACGCCAGGCAGAAAGCUGAAAAUAAAAGCACUGGAAUGUAUCCAAACAAAAGAGAUAGCAGCAAACCACUGCUCACAACUGAAGGUGCAGAUAUGACAGAGAAGGAGGAAACCAGGCAAGGCGAGUCACUGAUCAUGAAGGAAGCAGAACAGUUACAGCCCCUGUCUUCAGACUCUUCCUUUCCUGCUUCUUGGCCUCACUUCUCGGUUUCCACUUUACCAACUGUUUCAAGAACUGUGGAACUCAAAUCAGAACCUGAUGUCAUCAAGUCUGCUGAUCAUUCCUUGGAACUUUCUCCUCCAAGCCCUUGUGUUUUAAAUUCUCCACCUGUUAGGAAAGAGACCCCCACUUGUAUGUUUGCUGUUGGAGCCAAAAGGAAUAUUUUUGAAAAUCUUUCCAUUCCACCAAACACCUCUCCUUCUCCUCCCUCCCGCUUUUCCCCUCCUCUUCCUUCUCCUCCUUCAAUUCCUCCUCCUCCUCCUCCUGUCUUCACUUCUUUUUCUCUUUCCCGUUUUCUUCCUUCUCCUCCUUCUAUACCCCCUCCUCUUCCUCCUCUUCCACUUUUUCCACUUUCUAUGUCUACUUCUGCUCCCUCUACUUCCCCUCCACCUACUCCACCAUCACCUCCCUCUUUUCCUCCAUCACCUCCUCCUCUUCCUUGUCCACUGCCACCUUCAGCUUCAGAGUGUGAAGUUUGUAAGUCAGAGUGUGUUUGUAAGCCAGUUGUUAAAUGCACUACGAACAUGACCCCUGCCAAAGAAACUGAAUGUUCUGUGACACACCUAUCAACAUCAAAAACAGAAUGUACUGCAGACCCUCAAAGAGAACCAAAAGGCAUCCUCAAACAUAUUAAAAACUUAGCAGAACUUGAAAAGUCAGUAGCUAACAUGUACAGUCAAAUAGAAAAGAACUGUACACCCACAAAUGUCUCAAAACUUCAAACUUGCCCUUCAGAGGUAACAAAUAUGGAAGUCACAUCUGAACAAAGCCUGGAGAAUUUGAACAAUGUUGUUGAGGUAACUGAAAAACAAUCUCACAGGCAAUCUACUACACUAUAAUGUUGCAUUUUUUUCCUGUUU
Messenger RNA from Tupaia belangeri chinensis (Chinese tree shrew), 5911 nucleotides. RefSeq names its product protocadherin related 15 (gene PCDH15). Gene Ontology annotation, biological process: inner ear development; homophilic cell-cell adhesion; sensory perception of sound. Gene Ontology annotation, cellular component: stereocilium; cell-cell junction; plasma membrane. Gene Ontology annotation, molecular function: calcium ion binding. Lineage: Eukaryota; Metazoa; Chordata; Mammalia; Scandentia; Tupaiidae. Bases 8 to 5890 code for a protein of 1960 amino acids. The transcript is spliced from 34 exons. The record is from RefSeq and is a predicted model, not a curated record.